This is a messenger RNA of Capsicum annuum, 1608 nucleotides long. RefSeq names its product transcription factor TCP17. Gene Ontology annotation, cellular component: nucleus. NCBI's taxonomy places the organism in Eukaryota, Viridiplantae, Streptophyta, Magnoliopsida, Solanales, Solanaceae. Gene Ontology annotation, molecular function: sequence-specific DNA binding; DNA-binding transcription factor activity. The coding region runs from base 372 to 1304 and encodes 310 amino acids. The record is from RefSeq and is a predicted model, not a curated record. The transcript is spliced from 2 exons.
UCUAACAAAUAUUUCUUAUCCUGUAAGUUUAUUUUCUUUACAUGAGUUAGGUUUCUCAUGAAAUUGCUUCAGCACUCAUUCACUUUAAUGUCAUUAAGAGAUCUUUGUGAGCUGCAAAUCUGAUUUGAGUUCAACUUGUGACCUUUUUUAUAUCAUUCAGUUGCUUAUAGAUAUCUUUUCGCCCUCAACGCCUCCCAAGAAAUAGAGUAUCAGAUCAACAACAGCAGACUUCGAGUUCAGUUAUUGUUGAGAGGAUUCAAAAGAGCCUAGUCUGUAAAAGGCGCCUUCUAUUGUACAUCUAUGGGAGAAGAAUCUAUUUUUACUCCAGAUAGACAUUGAUCAAUGAUGAAGAUAGCAAGUAUUUGAUCAUCAUGAUGAACUCAAGAAAGCAAGAAACAGAUGGUGGUGACACCACCAACAGUACUAAAAUAUCAUCAAGGACUAACUCUACUACUACUAGUGCUACUAGUACUACUCCAUCAAGUUCUUCAAGGCAGACAUGGGCAGGGUUUAAAAAUCCAAGAAUUGUACGCGUAUCGCGUACCUUUGGAGGGAAAGAUAGGCACAGUAAGGUGUGUACUGUGAAGGGAUUAAGAGACAGGAGAAUUAGACUUUCAGUGCCAACUGCAAUUCAAUUGUAUGAUCUUCAAGACAGGCUUGGACUAAGCCAACCUAGCAAAGUUGUAGAUUGGUUAAUAGAUGCCGCUAAGCAUGAAAUUGAUAAGCUUCCACCUCUACAAAUGCCACCACCAUCACUUUCUCACUUCUUCAACAUCAAAGAUCAUGGAUUAUCAAAUCAUCAUCAAGAUUUCGUCAAUUCGACUUUGAGAGAAACAGGAUUAUUUGGUAAAGAAAAGUGGAUUGCCACAAAUCAUCAUGAGCAAGAAAGUAGUAGUACUGAUCAUUUCUUUCAGCCUUCCAGUUUACCUACUGCAGGCAUGUUAAACAACAAUGUUAUGGCCUUCAAUAAUAACAAUCCCUUGAUAAGCCAUACUUGGGAACCUAAUUCAAACUUGUCUUUAGGUCCAUUUGGAAAUUACCACACCUUCUCUUCAUCACUACAAACAGAUGUUUUUCCUUCAGGAUCUCAACUAUAUUUUUGUCCAACUGCUGCUGCUACAACAUUGUCAUCUCUAGUUCCUCCUUCAUAUAAUUCACAUCUCAAUCACUUCCAUCCGAAUUCGCUCGUGCCAACUCUUCAAUUAAUCAGUGCACCAGUGAACAAUAAUCCUACUAAAGGGCUUAACUUACAAGAAAGUGAUGAUCAUCAUCAUGACAACCAUAAAGAAGGAAGUGAUUCUUAAUUAGCAUGGAUAUAUCAGAAGAAAAUUCAGUGUGCCACAUGGAGGAAGCUGCUAUAUAUAUAUAUAUUUCUUGAAAUUUUAUGGCAGCAAGCAAAUUUCCAAGUAUGUAUAUAUGCUUUGGAAAGUCUGAAUAUUCUACAUGCACCUGAUUGUCCUGGAUACAGCAAAUAUAAACUUGCUAUACAAUAUUCUUGCUUCACAGAUAUACAGCAAUUAAUACAUGUAAGACAUGCAUUAUUCUAUCUCUUUUGUAUAUGUGUAUAAACUUUACCUAUUUAUUUUGCAGAAAACAAUAUUGAUGAUA